GAGGGAGAGAGAAAUCGAGAGAGAGAGAGAGAGAGAGAAAGAAAUCGAAAGAGAAAGAAAUGGAGAGAGAGAGAGAGAGAGAGAGAGAGAAAUUGAAAGAGAGAGAAAUUGUACACUGACAGCCAGUCGGAGAGAGAAAGAGAGAGAAAUCGAGAGAGAGAGAGAGAGAGGGGGAUAUCAAGGGAGAGAAAGAGAGAAAGAGAGAGAGAAAGGAAGAGAGAAAUAGAAAGAAAUAUAGGCUCUCGGCGCGAUGAUAAUAACGCCGGGAAUGCGGGAUUUGCAUCCUCCGAAAUGGAAAUCAGCGAUUCCAGUAAUCUGAAAACGAUUUGCAACAUGUUCGCGGGUCGGGGAUCCCAUUCCGGCCACUCGCGGGGUUCGGGCAUCGAGUACUAA
Molecule: messenger RNA, 393 nt
Organism: Megalopta genalis
Lineage: Eukaryota; Metazoa; Arthropoda; Insecta; Hymenoptera; Halictidae
Source: RefSeq, a predicted model, not a curated record